Exophiala oligosperma is the source of this 1829-nucleotide messenger RNA. RefSeq lists its product as uncharacterized. Lineage: Eukaryota; Fungi; Ascomycota; Eurotiomycetes; Chaetothyriales; Herpotrichiellaceae. The record is from RefSeq and is a predicted model, not a curated record. Bases 93 to 1829 code for a protein of 578 amino acids. Gene Ontology annotation, biological process: transmembrane transport. The transcript has 3 exons. Gene Ontology annotation, molecular function: transmembrane transporter activity.
CGCCGGAUGCUGAUGCCCUUCUCUUCUUGCUCACCUUCCUCCCGCCCUCACACGACGACAAGACACUGCCUCCCUCACCACCCUCGGCGACCAUGCCUACCGUUUUCGCAAGUGUUUUCCUUCGUGAACGUGCUUCCAGCGACGCCCACGACAAUUUUCCGAGUAAACAGUUAUUCAUCCUCGCAUUAUGUCGCCUCUGCGAACCAAUAGCUUUCAUGUCAACUUUUCCCUAUGCUUACCGCAUGGUCGAAUCAUUCAACAUUACCCAGGAUGAGACGCGCAUCUCUGUCUACGCCGGCAUGCUCAUCACUGCUUUCGCGUUCGCCGAAUUCUCGACGGGCACUCUUUGGGGCUCGGUCAGCGACAAGGUCGGCCGAAAGCCAGUACUGAUCAUGGGCCUCUUUGGGACGGCCCUCAGCAUGAUCUCGUUUGGCUUUGCCCGGUCACUGCCCGCAGCCAUCCUGGCACGAGCCAUCGGAGGACUCUUGAACGGCAACUCUGGAGUUCUCCAAACCACGGUGGCUGAAUUGGUUACGAAAAAGGAGCAUCAGCCUCGCGCGUACUCGAUCAUGCCAUUCGUUUGGAGUGUCGGCUCCAUCAUUGGCCCAGCCAUGGGCGGGGCCUUGGCCAUGCCUUGCGAAUCUCAUUCGUCUCUGUUUCCCCGAGGCAGCCUAUGGGAUACGUAUCCUUUCCUGUUGCCAAACCUCGUGUGCGUCAUCAUUCUAUGCAUUGGCAUGGUGUUCGGCACGCUGUUCUUGGAAGAGACGCAUACGGCGCUGAAGGGGCAACGUGACUGGGGCACGGAGCUCGGACAAUGGCUGUUUGGGAAGCGUAGGUCGCACAGCUACACCGCCUACGGCUAUGCGGAUGCGGAGGAAGAUGAAGACCUUUGCGUCAUUGAACCUCCGCCUGGAUAUCGCAGCACGGAACAUUCCCCUCUCCUCAAGUCCACGCCCUCAGAGGCGGUGGACUCGGAGUUGGCAAUGUUGAUGGAAAAGGAGCAACUCGGCAUGGUGAAGAAGUACAACAAACAUGUGGUCCUGAUCAUUUUGGGAUACGCCAUCUUGGCCUACCACAGUGUGUCUUUCGACGCCUUGAUGCCCACAUUUCUCAGCGAAGAAAAAAUGCAAACGGCGCCGGUGUUACCUUUCAAAUUUUCCGGUGGUUUCGGCCUUUCGACGCAAGCCAUUGGUUUCAUGCUGGCAGUCCAAGGCUGCUACACCAUGUUUGCACAAGUUUGGCUCUUUCCGUUUGUCGUACGACGACUGGGUAAUCUUCGCGCCUACCGGCUGGUCAUGACGGUGUGGCCGCUGCUUUACCUGGCCGUCCCUUACCUUGUCCUCCUUCCCGAGCACCUGCAGAAAGCAGGCAUCUAUUUGUGCCUGAUGACGAAAAUGACGUUUCACGCAAUUUCUUUUCCCUCCAACGCCAUCCUCUUGGCCAACGCCGUGCCUUCGAAGUCGGUCCUUGGCAGCAUCAACGGCUCGGCCGCCUCGGCGGCCUGCUUCGCUCGAGCCUUUGGGCCGAUUGUGACCGGGUUGAUACACUCAGCUGGACUGAAAGCUGGCUACAACGGGUUCGCCUGGUGGGCUUGCGGCAUAGUCUGUGCCAUCGGAGCGCUGGAGAGCUUCUGGAUGGAAGACUCGGAAGGGCGCAUGGAUCGCCCGGCAGAGGGGGAGGAGCAAAAUAGCUGCGAGCCCCUCCUGCACUCCGCGGCCGUCGAGGCCAACGAGGACUGCGGUGUACGAAACGACAACAUCGUCUUGAUUGACGAACUGGACCUGACGAAAACAACGACACGGGAUGUCGAAGGCGAGACUAAGCAAUGA